UUUGUCGAUGUUGCAAACCCACAAACAUCAACACAACACCUCUGCGAUGAUGUUGUCCGCGAUGAUGUUGCAAUCCUUCCCUUCUUCUUCUUCAGCUUCAGCUUCAUCGGCCAUGUCCUAAUCGAUCCAUCGCUCGCUCCUCAUCGUCACCAAUAGCAAAAGGGUUGCGAAAUGGCGAUGUUGGCUCGGCGGAAAGGGGUGUCGCUAGCUGCGGACUACCUCAUUGCCCUGAGGAGUAGGAGGAGGACUGUGGUGGAGGCCUCGCCAUUUCAUCAUGCAGCAGUAGUGGAGGAUGGGUCGAGGAGAAUUUCAGGGUUGAGGAAGGCUGGGUGGAAUUUGGAGGUAGAGUCUGUGUUUGGAAUUGGUAGCAGCAGCAGGAGGGGGAUCAGCGGGGUGGCCAAAUGGAUUGGAGAGAAGGGGGGGAGCUUCGGAGGAGAGCGGGCUCAGCACCAGGGGCCGGUGUCGCUAGGGCGGCGUGAGUACAACCUAUCUUCUUUGCGGGAUCGGCUCAAGGGUGCGACUGGCAAGGUGAAGGAGUCAGUUAUGCCGAAGGGGACUGGUGCUGCAUCGGCGACGGUACCCGAAUUGAGCGUUUGGAAGCCUGUGAAUACCGCGAGAAAGACCGUGAUUGGAUACAGGGAGGCGCUGGGACUUCAGUUGGAAGCUUUCUGGAAGCGGAAUUAUUUGGUUGUGGUCGGGGCUGUGGGAUUCGGGGUUUGCUUGAUCCUAUGGCGGCUUAUGUUUGGGAUCGCCAGCACGUUCGUCAGCCUUUCUGAGGGCAUGGCUAAGUUUGGGUUCCUGGCUCUUGCCGCUGCCAUGGUUACCUUAGGGGGAGUUUGGAUGAGGUCUAGGGUAUCGAUCAAUCCAGACGCUGUAUACCGGAUUGCAAUGAGAAAACUGAAUACCUCAGCACCAGUCUUAGAAGUAAUGGGUGCGCCAUUAACAGGGACCGAUUUGCGUGCCUAUGUCAUGUCUGGGGGCGGUCUACGAAUUAAAGGCUUCAAGCCCCGACUUAGCAACAAGCGGUGUUUUAUCAUAUUUCCUAUCACUGGUGCAGAGAGGAAAGGUCUUGUGAGUAUCGAAGUUAAGAAGAAGAAAGGCCAGUAUGAUUUUAAGUUGCUUGCAGUAGACAUCCCAACAGCAGGUGUUGAUCACCGGGUUUACCUUAUAGGUGAUGAGAAGGAGUACCUAGUAGGUGGAGGACUCAUCGCUGAUCUUCGGGAUCCUAUUGUCAAAGCCAUGGCUGCCCAGAAGGAAUUUGAGGAGCGUGAUGAUAAAGAAGAAGAGGAUGACCUUCAACGGGAAUGGCAGGAGGAACAGGCCCGUGAAAGAGAGACAAUCGAAAGGUUGGAGCGAGAAUCAGCUGCUUCAGAGGAAGUAGUCGCGGCAGAGCAAGCUGAGGAAGUUCUUGCAGAUAAAAAGCUUAAAGAAGUCCACGAAUCUGAACGUUUGCGGGAGGAUCCUAUGAAAGCCUAAAUCAUGCAUUUUUCUUUUAUGCCCACGUCAUAUUCAAGUUGCUGAGUGAUGUGCUAGAUGUCAGGUUGAAACAUCUCCUUCAUAGAAUUUAAUGAAUAAGUACCAGCCCUUUUUAAAUCUCAAGCCUUAAUGAGUAGGGUUGGCUGGCCAUACUCUCAUAUAAUCUUCCACCCAAAUUCCGUAUCCGGCUGCAGGCGACGAUGCUACUCCUUUGGGGACUUUGCAGCGUCGGUUUUGGAACUAUCUCUGAACUUUAUUUUAGUUCUGUCAACAAUCAAGCGUUGAACCCCAUUGAGAUCUCCUCAACAUGUUUCGAGCAUUACAAAGUUUAGGGUUAAUUGACCACAUGUCAGCUGGUGAGACGCUGGGGUAGGAUGAAAUCAGUUGAAAGGUUUUCAGAGCAGGUUACUAAUAAGUGCAUGAAUAUAUUUCUACGGUUAGAUUAGGGAUCAACUGAAUGCAGAUAUUCUACAGCUGUUCAGGUCGGGUUCACUUAACCAAAACUUAUCAAGAGUUCCACAUGAUGGCAUCUGUUCCCUUACUCA
Molecule: messenger RNA, 2021 nt
Organism: Physcomitrium patens
Lineage: Eukaryota; Viridiplantae; Streptophyta; Bryopsida; Funariales; Funariaceae
Cellular component (GO): intracellular membrane-bounded organelle
Source: RefSeq, a predicted model, not a curated record